CUUAAAGCUUCAUACUCCUUCCUAAUAAAAGAUAUGUAGGGGCACCUGGGUGGCUCAGUCAGUUAAGCAUCCAACUCUUGAUUUCGGCUCAGGUCAUGAUCUUGAAAUUGUGAGAUUGAGACCCAUGUUAGGCUCUGUGCUGACAGCGCAGAGCCUGCUUGGGAUUCUCUCUCUCCCUUCUCUUUCUGCCCUCUCUCUCUCUCUCUCUCUCUCAAAUAAACUUAAAGAAAUAAAUAAAAGAUAUGUAUAUGCUCUUGAGUACACAAUAAGUUUUGAGGAACAUUUUUUUAUCUGAAAGGAAGUUUCUUAGAAUCAUUGUUCAAGAAAAUGCUAAAAGAUAAGUUUAUCAGUUUAUUUGGUGAUCAGUUUUGGUAUGAGCACACUGGUCCCGAAUGUGAUGAUUAUAUCAAAUUAGAAAGCAACGGUUAUUAGACUGAGGAAUAAGGUGACCUGGCAAAAAAACUGUUCUUUCCAGGCAGUGUUGACUGUCUGCGAAACACCUUUUUCAUUGCUUCUGUGAUGGUAGCCUUAAUAGUCUUCUUUCUAAUCAGCUAUGGGAAGAAAAUUUGAUAGAGUAAUGUUAUGUGCAAGUCCCUAACAUUUCUUUCUUCCUUCCACCAAACCACCCUUUUUCUUGAAUACUUUUAUACCAGUUUUAUAAACACAGGGCAUGUUAUCUGGAUAAUGAUGCCAAGGUAACUGCAACAAAAUUGAUGAGUGUCUGAAUCGAAAAAUUGAAUUUAUACCAGUACUUCUCUGUCUGAUUGUUUUGGAUUCAUUUGGUUGCCUUUAGUAUAUUUAGGUGUUUUAUUUUAAAUACCGUAAGAUUGUUCUGAGUUGACUUUAUCCAGAAUAUAGGUUCAUAUUCCUCCAGUCAAGGUGUGCUAAAAGUCUUUUGCCUCAUUUGCUUUCAUUUCAUAGGGAAUAAUAGACUAGCCUUGGAGAAACUGAGAACAGUUAUUCUUCAGACUUAAGUGACAGGUUUCACACUUUUAAAACAUUGCCAGUUUUCAACUUAAUUCAGUGAACACAGUAUUUCCUAAAGAAAAGUUUUGGGAGAGCUUUUGUGUUCCAGUUGUAUUUGCAUUGUUUUACUUUUUUAUAAUUUGUUUUAAUUUUUUUUUGUAAUCUCUAUACCCAACAUAGGGUUCAAACUCAUGACCUCAAGAUCAAGAAUUGCACGCUCCUCCAGUCGAGCCAGCCAGGCGCCCUACAUUUGCCUUAUUUUAAAAUUUACUUUAUAUUUUAUUUAAAAUUUAUAAGAAUAUUGUAUUCGAAAUUCUAAAAUUCAUUCUGGUACAUUUUCUUGCCUUACUAUAGUGAAAGCCAGUAAACAGACUAGGAAAUGUUUGUUCCCUGUAUUAGGAUUUGACAAUAGAGUUAGAACAGUUGUUAUUUUGGCCAGCUUUGGCAUAGUCACACCAUGCUUUCUUACCAGUCAGUCAGGUAUAAGUUGGAGGGGUACUAGUGGGGUUUUACAUUUUUCUAGGAGCUCCCACAUUGAAGUCUCUCUUACGAGAAGAUGCUUAAAGUUUUUUAAAGGAGGUUAUAUAAUCUUUGAAGGAGCUAUUUAUAGCCUAGAAAAAUAUGUCCACUUAAAAAUAAGAUCCUUAUAAUUUUAUUUAGUUGUGUGUUCAGUUAGGAAGGAAACAUUUUCCACCAUACAUUUUGUGCUGAGGAAAUAUAAAUGACAAUAAUAUCAAGUACCACUUUAAGUGGUAUUUAGCCCUAAAGAAAAGAUAAAUGUAGGAAUUGCUGUAAUAUUUCAGAUCACAAUAACAUUCAUGGAAUCAUUGCAUUUGUUUUGAGUGCUAACAACCGUUGUUGCAUAUUUUUGCAAUCACUUGAGAACCUUCUGUGGUUGCUGGAAUGUUGCCGCUGUCACAUUCUGUUGGUAUAGAGUAAUGAACUAUGGAAUCAGUGACAAUCCAAGACAUGUAGGCUUGGAACUAGGCUAUCUGAGAACUCUACAGUGUGUUGAAGCAACACUUGACAUGGACCAGAAGACUCUGAAGAAACUGGUGGAAUCCAUUAGUAAUACUGUCAAGAACUUCAAAAAAAGUGAAGUAGAAUGUCUCAUAAGACUUUUUCACAGCUUGGUGGAAAGAGCUAAUGUAAGACUUAAUAACCUUGGACUAGAUCGUAAUGCUUUUCGAGCGAUCCUGCACAGCGUAUUUGGAAUGACUGACGAUAUGCUAAUGAACAGGGUAUUUUUUGUGUUUGACAAAGACCACGAUAACUGCAUAAAUGUGAAAGAGUGGGUUAAAGGAUUAUCAGUGUUUCUUCGAGGGACUUUUGAAGAAAAGCUGAAGUUCUGUUUUGAAGUUUACUAUUUGAAUGGUGAUGGUUACAUUUCUCGAGAAGAGAUAUUUGACAUGUUAAAGAACAGUCUACACCAACAGUCAUCUGAAGAAGAGAAUGAUGAAGGAAUAAAAGAGUUGGUAGAUAUAACACUGAAAAAAAUGGAUUAUGACAACGAUGGCAAGAUAUCUUUUGCAGACUUUGAAAAAGCAGUUAGAGAAGAGAGACUUUUGUUGGAGGUAUUUGGACCGUGUUUACCAGAAACAAAGAUACAGUGCCAAUAGCUCAAAGUGGUUAAGAGCAAAGUUUUUAAGGGAUCAGACAGUAAUACCCGCUGGACACUCACCUCUGUAGGGGCUUUAGCGCACAGCUGAAGUUUAGGCAACCAUGACGAUCUCAGCUCCAUCCUCACGUCGUGGGAAUCAACAAUAGUGAGGAUUCUAUUCAACAGACUUUUUGAGCUUGCAGCCUCUUUAGCUAUACACAAUUCCUGAUUUCUUGUAUGUUAAUAUUUUCCCAAAGAAAACUUGAGUCUAUUGGCAUGCUUAAGGGAUAGAACAUUGAACAGUGUACUCAGCAAGUACCCACCAUAACUGCCAGGACAAAAUUUGAUCUCUUUCAACCCAAAUGUUGCCAAACCAUGAGAAUAAUUAUUAAAAAUCUUGAAUACAUUUAAAGUACUUUAUAGUAUUUACGCUUAGGAAGGUUUUUCAUGUAUGAAUUUGACAAGUUUUCUGAGCCAGAAGAGCCAGCCUAAUAAUUUGACACAUUAAAAUUUCCUUUAAUUCUUCCUUUGAAGAAGAAAGUAGAAACUUUUUAAUUCUCUGCAGUGAUCUAGAUGGCGAUUUUAUGCACAAACUUGCAUGUUAAGUUCUCCUGUGCUAUCUUCUGCUCAUUUCUCUAACUUGUCCCACUGUAGUUUAUUCCUGGAAAUAAAUAGUAAAAUGCAGUGUGUGAAAGGCACACUUCCCAUUUUGAGACUGAUGGAGGAAGCCACAUAGAAUGGACUGGAUUGGAGCAACUACUUAGGUCAGAUGGAACACCAACAGAUCUCCAGUUGCUCCCAGAACUCAGUAGCCCAGUUACUGAGAACCUUGCUACUCACCAGCAGCAAUGGUGUCACCUAAGAACCUGGGGAAAAUGGGGAAUCUCAGGCCCCAACCCAAACCGACUCAAUCGUUGUUGUUGUUGUUGUUGUUGUUGUUUUUAUGAUGCUUGACACAGCAAAGGUUACUUCCACUCAUCUUGAUCAAAUAUUGUGCAUGUUGGUGGGGAUGGGGAGGCAUGCUGGCUUCCACAUGGUCACUGGAAAGAUCGUGCAAAGUCCUGAGAAGAUCAGGAAUCCAUUCAACAAAACUGAACCCACUGAGCAGCUCCUCCUUUUAAGGCUGUCAGAUAAUUUUUUUUUCAGUUGUGGUAAAAUACAUCUAACACAAAAUUUACCCAUCUUAACCAAUUGUAAACAUACAGUUCAGUGAUGUUAAGUACAUUCACAAUGUUGUACAACCAAUCUCCAGACUGCUUUCCAUCUUGGAAAACUGUAAACCGUUCUGCAUUCCCAUCAUCCACCAGUUUCUGGCCACCACUAUCAGAAUCUACAUUUUAAUACGACCCUGAGGUAGAAAUUCAUAGCACCUUAAAGUCAGAAGCAUGUUGUAGAUAGUAACUUGCUCUUUCCAAUUCUAUGCUUGGGUCUCUAACAUGUCCUUUACCUGGGAGUUGAGCAGAAAAAAAUAAUUAAUUACCUUACAAGGAAGUAAGGCCAAACCCCUUGCCUCCAGCUUCUUUUAAUACCAUCUACCAUUUGGUGCCAUCCCAGCAAGUUUGAAUCAGGUCAUAACUGAUGAUGAACCUUCUUAACCGGUAUGUUCAAAUUCAAUCCAUUAGGUAAGAGGCCUUUAGGUAUAUAGAGAAAAGAAAAACAGUUUGGUAUGGGCCUUCUCAAGGUAUUUUUAGCAGUUUAAAAAAAAAAAAAGGACACAGCUUGAACAUACUUGUUCCAGUUUCCAAUUUUGUAGUCUGAUAGGACAAACAAUGUAGGUAUGCUAAAUGUACUGGUUAGCAGUCUAGCAUUGACAAAUACAGAUUUGUUUCUGCCAUAGAUAAGCAAAUUCUUCUUAGAGACUAACUAAAGAAUAUAGGCUCCUAAUUUCAGCUUUGUUCUAAUAGUUUAACUUUUUUACUUUACAGAAUUGUAUUGAUUUUGAAGCCCUGGCAUUCAGACACAUCCUGAAUUCUAGUUUUUGAAUGUGAAACACUUAAUACUUGUAUUAAAAUCAGAAACAGA
Acinonyx jubatus (cheetah) is the source of this 4588-nucleotide messenger RNA. RefSeq names its product calaxin-like. Gene Ontology annotation, molecular function: calcium ion binding. Bases 1905 to 2585 code for a protein of 226 amino acids. The record is from RefSeq and is a predicted model, not a curated record. The transcript is spliced from 5 exons. NCBI's taxonomy places the organism in Eukaryota, Metazoa, Chordata, Mammalia, Carnivora, Felidae.